AUGGAUUCACUGGAAAAGACCACCCACCAAAGUGAACAGAAGUCCAGGAAGUUCCUGAAGAGCCUCAUCCAGAAACAGCCGCAGGAGCUGCUGCUGGUGAUCGGCACGGGCGUCAGCGCGGCCGCGGCGCCCGGCAUCCCCGCGCUGUGCUCCUGGCGCGGCUGCCUGGAGGCCGUCAUCGAGACGGCGGAGCAGCUGGACGUGCUGCAUCCCGGGGACGCCGCCCAGUUCCGCAGGAAAGUGAAGAAGGACCGCGACCUGCUGGUCGUCGCCCACGACCUCAUCCGCAAGAUGUCGCCGCGGACGGGCGACACCAAGCCCAACUUCUUCCAGGACUGCCUGAUGGAGAUCUUCGACAGCCUGGAGCAGCACCUCCAGCGGCCGCAGGUGCUGCAGCCCAUCCUCAGCCUCAUGGACCGCGGCACCAUGGUGCUCACCACCAACUACGACAACCUGCUGGAGCUCUUCGGGCGCCAGCAGAACCGGCCCAUGGAGUCCCUGGACCUGAAGGACAAGGCGAAGGUCCUCCAGUGGGCGCGAGGGCACAUCAAGUACGGCGUCCUCCACAUCCAUGGCCUCUACACGGACCCAUGCGGGAUGGUCCUGGACCCCUCGGGGUACAAGGACGUCACACAAGACCCGGAAGUGAUGGAGGUGUUCCAGAGCCUGUACCGCACCCGGUCCUUCCUGUUCGUGGGCUGCGGGGAGACGCUGCGCGACCAGAUCUUCCAGGCGCUCUUCCUGUACUCGGUGCCCAACAAGGUGGAGCUGGAGCACUACAUGGUGGUGCUCAAGGAGAGCGAGGACCUCUUCUUCAAGCACCAGGCCGACAUGCUGCUGCACGGCAUCAAGGUGGUGUCCUACGGCGCCUGCUUCGACCACUUCCCGGGCUACGUGCAGGACCUGGCCACGCAGAUCUGCCGGCAGCGCAGCCCAGAUGCCGACCGGGCGGACAGCACCACGCUGGGGGGCAGCUGCCAGGACUGCGCCAAGAGGAAGCUGGAGGAGAACGGCAUCGAAGCUUCCAAACAGCUCCGGCCCUCAGACGAUGCUGACACAUCUUGA
This is a messenger RNA of Pipistrellus nathusii (Nathusius's pipistrelle), 1065 nucleotides long. Lineage: Eukaryota; Metazoa; Chordata; Mammalia; Chiroptera; Vespertilionidae. The record is from the annotation of a GenBank genome assembly.